Prorocentrum cordatum is the source of this 786-nucleotide messenger RNA. The record is from the annotation of a GenBank genome assembly. Lineage: Eukaryota; Dinophyceae; Prorocentrales; Prorocentraceae.
AUGGCACCGCCGAAUGGCCACUCGCAGAAGCGCCAGGAGCUGGCGCAACAGUGGCUGUGCAAGUGGUGCACCCACCCGUCCACAGGACAGCGCUGGUGGAACCAUGCAGACAAGAAGGAGUGCGGGUCCUGCGCGCAGCCCAAGGGCCUGGUCUUCUUCGGCCCGAUGCCUCCACCUGGAGGCAGCGGGUCGCCUUCGGUCUCGGGCAAGCAGAAGGCCAACAUGGAGCGCAAGGCUGCUGCCGAGGCAGAGCGUUCCAAGUCCGCCUUGCAGGAGAAGGGCCGUGAGAUCGCCAGGCUCAAAGAGCAGCUGGCAGCCAAGCGCGGACAGCCAGACGCCAUGGACGUCGACGCGGAGCCCACCGAGCCAGAUGCCCAGGCGGCGCUGGCCGAGCUGGCCGCGGCGACCCAGGCGAUCGGGAGCCCUUCUGAUCCCAUCCUGGUCAAGGCGAAACAGGACAUGGUCCAGCAGCAAGCCACCCUUCGGGCGAAGAUGCUGCCCGACAAGCCGAUCGGGGCCAAGCUGCACCGGAAGCAGAUCGCCGAGGCGGAGGCAGCCGUGGAGGCUACCAGCCGCGAGCUCGCGGUGGUGGAGGCCGUGCGGGCUGCAGCGGCCUCGCAGGCGCCCCUGCCCAAGCCAGGGGUCCACUCUCUCCGCGCUGCGAUCCCGUGCCUCGACAUGGACGUCGGCGCGCUCGGCCAGCUCCUCCAGGGGCUCGGCGCCGACGGCAGCCUUGCCGAGAGCGCCUCGAAGAAUUUCGAGGAGCUGCGCAAGUUGGGGCGCGCG